UUCUCUCUUUUUUGUAUUUUGUAGAUCUUUAGUUAAGAUUUUCCGCACUGCCUGUUUCUUGCGGAUAUAUAUGAAAAGAAGGCUUGCUUUUAAUUACCAGAUCCUCAGGGUGGCUCAGAGGGCUGCUGUAGAGAAGCAGGAGCAGGAACAGCUCAGGAAAACUUUAACAUGGCUGAUACUGCUGGAGCUGUUUUGUGAAUCGCAGGAGGCUUUCACUACUGCAUAUCCAUCUAAAGGGGGUCCCGUGUUUUUGUCUCUUCUUCUAUCUUCUCUCGUGCUCUCGCCCUCCUGAUAAUGCACCAUACUGGAGUGCUCUCAGGUACGCGGCACUGAUUUGGCGACGGACACAGUAAGGCGAUUAAAGUUUGUGAAACAGCAAUGAAUAACUUAAGAAAGUUGAAAUUGGCUGGUAAUGUGUCUGGGAUUGUAGGAUGAAGUGUCUUGGAAGUUUUCUGGAAGUCUUACUCGGUGAUUGUGUCUUGCAGGCUGCAACCAAGACCAAUCAUUUCACUUUAUUCUCCGGCUGAAUUCUGCCUGACUGGGGACGGAGCGCACAAACCCUCCAUUAAGACCUGAUAUAUUAUCCAAACAAUUUAGUGUAUUCAUGAGGUAACGCAAAUGUGGAGGCUGCAAAAUUACCGUAAUCAAUUGAAACAGCAAGCGUGCGUCCGUCUGUGUGUCUGAUUAUUUGGAGAUCACCUAACAACUAGAUGUGUAUGUAAUAAGGCAGGGGCAUUAAAUCACUGUUGAGUUGUACUGGUAAGUCUAUGAUCAUUGGGCAAGUGAGGCUGGACAACCAUAAUAGGGCUGCCAAACGGAUGAAGCAAACAUCUCCCCUUGCAUUAGGUAGUCGACUUUGUACCUAAGAGGUGCUGUUUUAAAAAAAAGAAAGAAACACGAGGACAAUAUAACGUGCAAUAUUCCCCAUUAUAUCUUUUUUUCCAAACAACGCGUACGAGGGGCAAAGCAGCAUGGAUGUCAGAUACAAUCAAGAUACCGAGACUGGAAUCGUGCUGAAGAACGGACUUAAGGAAGCGAAAGAGAGCAAGGAUUCUCAAGGAAAUCUUUCCAAAUCAUUUUUGAAGGAUCAGCAGGAGACCUUCUCAGCUUCUGGGACAUCAGAAAACUGUGAAAAAAACAGAGCUAACUCGGCAGACCCAGACUACUGCAGGAGAAUCCUAGUCAGAGAUGCCAAAGGGUCCAUCAGAGAGAUCAUUUUGCCAAAGGGUCUGGACUUAGACCGGCCCAAACGCACCAGAACGUCUUUCACUGCCGAGCAGCUGUAUAGGCUGGAAAUGGAGUUCCAGCGGUGUCAGUACGUUGUUGGACGGGAGCGCACUGAGCUGGCCCGGCAGCUCAAUCUCUCUGAAACUCAGGUAAAGGUUUGGUUCCAAAACCGGAGAACAAAGCAGAAGAAGGACCAGGGCAAGGACUCCGAAUUGAGGUCUGUGGUCUCUGAGACAGCCGCCACAUGCAGUGUGCUGAGAUUACUGGAGCAGGGGCGCCUUCUUACUCCUCCAGGCAUACCUGGACUCCUGCCUCACUGCACUAGCUCAACGCUGGGGUCUGCACUUAGAGGCCCUACUAUGGGCAUUGCCAACAAUGGUACCAGCACCACUGGCUCAGGGACAGCAGGCAGCUCACCUUUGCCAGCGGUGACCACCUCAGGGGCUGCAACUGGGCUGCAAGGCUCCCAGCCCACCCAUGGGCUCUUCAGCUUCCCCAUGCCAUCUCUCCUGGGGUCAGUGGCUACCCGGAUUUCCUCCAAUCCCCUCUCUAUGGCCAGCUCCCUGGCAGGAAACUUACAGGAACUGUCAGCCAGGUACCUGAGCUCUUCUGCUUUCGAACCCUACUCCCGAACCAACAGUAAGGAAACGAUGGACAAAAAAGUGCUGGAAUGAUCUUUUACUGCUGUUUGUUCUUUGCCUAUUCCUCCUCUGUUCCUUGUUGUCGUUGUCCUUGCUAUUGACAAACUCAGCUGCACACAAAUGCCUCUCGGAAGAAGGCACACUCGCGUUUAUCCUGAAAAUGAACACGAGUUUUCAGAAUUCGGCGCUCCAAAGCAAAAUUUACUCUGCUGUUUUCUGCAAGUAUGGAAAAGGUCACAUCUAGUAAGACAAGGAGUAGGUAUAUUUCUAUUCUAUUCACACUUUUUGAAAAUUAUGCAUAGUUUUUAAAAGCAGAUCAAAUUUUGCAUUGAAGCUUUGAAAAUCAUCAUUAUAGUGUUUUGUUUUCACACCAUAAUGGUAUGCUGCUGAUAAAGUAACACUAUGUGCUGAACAUUUGAGUGGCAAGGCUUGCAUCUUUAACAAGAGUUUUUUUUUAAAGAAAAUGUACACCACAAAUGAAUCUGGGAGUAGCAGGUUGUCAGGCAUGAGUGCUUGUAAAAUAAUCGCACUGGUCUACAGGGUACAGUCAUGAACUCUGCUCAGAAAUUCAAGUUCUUGUGUGAACUUACAACGAAAGGGCACUAGGGCUCCUUUUCAGGGGCUGACAUCUGAGAUUAGUAAACCUAUGAGAAUUCGUUCAGGCUUGUUAUAAAACGGCUUGUUCCACUGAAAAGCAUUUUUUUUUCUUAAAGCUUUUUUUUUUCCAGGGUAGAAGGGUAGACACUACAUGGAGCAAUUGCAAUUCCAGAUGAGCAGGCUUCAUCUAAUCUGAGCAGGAUAAUAUAAAAGUACAGUCAUUAUGUUGUUGCUUUUUUCAAUGAAAACAAAUUAUCUACAAAUUUAAAAAGAUAAUAUAAUCAUGCUAGUAAAAAUCAUUAGGUAGUUGUUCAUGGUUUUGUGAUGGAUCUCCCGAUAUAACUUUUAAAGUCUAAAUUAUGUGACAUUUUACCUCUGAAGAUGCAGUGUUUCAUGUUUAUGUCUUUGGUUUAUAAAUUAGCAGUAUAGUUCUCAUUGUCAUGUAGAAGUAGCAUUUUAAAAACUUGAAAAAUCCCCUUUAACACUUAAAAGCACGAGGAGAGUGGGAAAUUGACAAGUAUUCAAAAUUUACAUCUAUUUUACUUCUGCAAGCUGCUCACCAGUUUGAUAUCCUAAACAUACUCACUUGACUUUUGUAUAAUCCUUCUAUAAUAUGUAAAUCGUAAACUGGACCAGAUAGACAGAAGGAUGAGAGUGGUACAAUUAAAUGAUUGUUGUAUAAAGUGAAAGAAAAGUUGUAAGAAGAAACUUGCUAUUUUAUUGUAAAUUAUUCACGUUUGUAAUUAAUAGAUUAUUAGUAUAUUGGGGAAAUAAUGAAGGAAUGAAUGUAAAAGGUGAAUCAUUAAUCAAAUGAAGCUCUUGGUGCUGUCUGUGUUAAAUAUAUUGAACAUUGUGAUAAUGUGGUGCGAGUCUGAAUAUAUAUAUUAUAUAUACCUAAAACAAACAGGUGUGUUUUUGUGUGUGUGUUUAACAUCAAGCCAAUCACACUCCAGGAGACGUGUGAAACGGCGGAGGAAUGCUAUUGCACUGUUUUCAAUUGUACUCGUAACAUAACUAAGACAAAUAACAGUUCUGAUACAUUCUCUCAAAAAUCAACCAGUAUAAAACAUAUUUUCUGAAAGUCAUACAAGCAAAUGAUCCUCUGUCAUUUUCUAUGGAGCUUUUAUUCAAUAGGAUGUUUCAGAUAAAGAUGAUGAUGCUUGGUAAAGGGAAAAAUAAUGAAUAAAAUACACAAUUCUAACAGUAUCAGAUGGUAAAAAAAAGCUGAAAGUAUUGUGAAGUAAAGGGAAACACAAUGUUAUUGUUGUAUGGUAUUAUUGUGAGAGCAGGCUUAAAAAUUGCAUUGCUAGAGAGGCUUGUUACUUCUCUAAAUGCGUUGUAAAGUAGAAGACUAAAACUUAAUUUACUGAAUAAUAAAUU
This is a messenger RNA of Lepisosteus oculatus (spotted gar), 3845 nucleotides long. RefSeq names its product ventral anterior homeobox 1 (gene vax1). NCBI's taxonomy places the organism in Eukaryota, Metazoa, Chordata, Actinopteri, Semionotiformes, Lepisosteidae. Gene Ontology annotation, biological process: neuron differentiation; central nervous system development; brain development. Gene Ontology annotation, cellular component: nucleus. Gene Ontology annotation, molecular function: DNA-binding transcription factor activity, RNA polymerase II-specific; RNA polymerase II cis-regulatory region sequence-specific DNA binding. The record is from RefSeq and is a predicted model, not a curated record.